This is a messenger RNA of Crotalus tigris (Tiger rattlesnake), 6086 nucleotides long. It is a transcript of the gene ESR2, whose product is annotated as estrogen receptor 2. Gene Ontology annotation, molecular function: steroid binding; sequence-specific DNA binding; nuclear estrogen receptor activity. Bases 312 to 1970 code for a protein of 552 amino acids. Gene Ontology annotation, biological process: regulation of DNA-templated transcription; cellular response to estradiol stimulus; estrogen receptor signaling pathway. Gene Ontology annotation, cellular component: nucleus. The transcript has 9 exons. NCBI's taxonomy places the organism in Eukaryota, Metazoa, Chordata, Lepidosauria, Squamata, Viperidae. The record is from RefSeq and is a predicted model, not a curated record.
CGGAGCAUAGAUGUGUGUGAUCUUGUGCUCCAAAGCUGGCAAGAUAUUGUUUCAUAAAGACAGGCAUUUGAGUUCUUGGUUGUCCUGCAGUGUAUUGAAGGAGUUGGUCUUGAGUACAGCUGUUGCAUUGGUGAAAUUAAGGAAAGAAAAAAAGCAACAACAAAAAUGCUGGAAAUGAAACCUUGCUCAACAUUUACUUAAUGCUCAUCAAUGAUUACAAAGUCAAGCACAGUUCAUUCCAAGGCACUCAGAUUAAAUGUUGGGGGAUGACUGAUUAAGAAAGCGACAUUUGGCAUCCAUCUCACUCCAGCAUGUCCCUCUGUGCAUCGUCUCACAAGGAAUGUUCUCAUUUGCCACCAAUUCAAGAUCUCGGAUGUAGUAAAAGAGAAUCCAAAAGCGCCGUCUCUGAGCACAGCUCUCCCAUCCCUUUCAGCUGCAGCCAGGCUGCUCUGACGGUCGAGCACAGCCCCAUCUACAUUCCAUCCUGUUACAUGGAGAACAGACCCGACUACUCGGCCAUGGCUUUCUACAGCCCUUCGAUGAUGAAUUAUAACAUUCCAGGCAAUUUCAGUGAUUCAGAAAAUGCCACUUUAAGGCAGGCAGCAAGUCCAAAUAUGUUGUGGACCAGUCCUGGUCACAUAUCUCCUCUGACAGUACACUGCCAAUCAUCGGUUUUAUAUGCAGAGCAACCGAAAAGCCCUUGGUGUGAAGCCCGACCUGUGGAUCACGUCUUACCUAUGCACAGAGACACCCUGAAAAGAAAAAACAGCAGCAGUGACUGUACCAGUCCCACCACAAACAGUCCUGGUUCAAAAAGAGAUGCACAUUUCUGUGCUGUAUGUAGUGAUUAUGCGUCUGGAUAUCACUAUGGGGUUUGGUCAUGUGAAGGCUGUAAAGCCUUCUUCAAAAGAAGCAUCCAAGGGCACAAUGAUUACAUUUGUCCGGCGACAAACCAAUGUACAAUAGAUAAAAACAGGCGCAAAAGUUGCCAGGCCUGCCGACUCCGGAAAUGUUAUGAAGUAGGGAUGAUGAAAUGUGGUUCAAGAAGAGAGCGUUGUGGGUAUCGUAUCGUUCGCCGUCAUCGCAAUCCAGAAGAUUUGGUGCAUUGUGUAGGCAAAGGGAAAAAGAAUAAUGACAGUAUGAUCCAAGCAAAAGAAGCCUUGGGCAAUGCGCUAAGCCCAGAACAGUUUGUCUCCAUAUUACUUGAAGCUGAACCACCAAAUGUGUUGGUGAGCCGCCCCAACAGGCCAUUUACAGAAGCUUCCAUGAUGAUGUCCUUGACGAAACUUGCAGACAAAGAGUUGGUCCAUAUGAUUGGUUGGGCGAAAAAGAUCCCUGGCUUCAUAGAGCUGAGUCUAUAUGAUCAAGUAAGGCUUUUGGAAAGCUGUUGGUUGGAAGUAUUAAUGGUGGGUCUAAUGUGGAGAUCCAUUGAUCACCCAGGGAAGCUCAUAUUUGCACCAGAUCUUGUGCUUGACAGGGAUGAGGGAAAAUGUGUAGAAGGAAUUUUGGAAAUAUUUGACAUGCUCUUGGCAACAACUUCAAGGCUUCGAGAGCUGAAAUUGCAGCACAAAGAAUAUCUCUGUGUCAAGGCGAUGAUUCUUCUCAAUUCCAGCAUGUAUCCACUGUCAUCUUCUACAGAAGAACCUGAGAGUAACAAAAAACUGAGCCAUCUGCUAAACUCAGUGACAGAUGCCUUGGUGUGGGUCAUUGGAAAGAGUGGGGUCCCUUUACCCCAACAAACAACUCGCUUGGCAAAUUUAUUGAUGCUACUUUCUCAUGUUCGGCAUGCCAGCAACAAAGGGAUGGAGCAUCUUCUUAGUAUGAAGUGCAAGAAUGUAGUGCCAGUCUACGAUUUGUUGCUGGAGAUGCUCAAUGCUCACACUGUCCGCAGUAACAAGAAAACACCCGUCUCCAAUCUUGAGAAUAGCCCAUUGGAACCAACAGAGACAGCAGAUGGAAUUCAGCAGUGAUUUCAUAGAAGUCAAAAUCCAGGAAAUACCCAAAGAAAAAAAGAAUUAAGAAAUAUUGAGAUCAAAACUUUGGAUAUUCGCUGUUAAGCAAACUACAGCAUCUUUACAAUUUUUACUGGACCAUUUGUUAAUCUUUUUCAGACUGAAUGUUGUCUGUCAACUUAGAUGGUUUUAGAAAAGCCCCAUGUGGUUGGAACUGAACAAACAGCUGAUGAUUUAUGGUUUUAUCAAAUGUUGCAUUUCUGGAGUGCCUUCUAGAGGAGACUGUUUAACUGCCAAAACAGCCUUAAGCUUCACGGUAUCCUAGGUAGAUGCCAAUAUAAGCUUUUUUUUUCUUUUUUCUUUUUUUAAAGGAGAACUGGACAACUCAAAAACCUAAGAUCUCACAAAUGAAUAUCUGUCAGGGCAGAAAGAGAGGCAACUUCUGAUAAGAAACUGAGUAGUUUGACAUGACGCUAUUCAUCAAUGCAUCAAGCUGCACAUUUGAGCAAACAGGAGAAACUGCUUGCAUUAAAAAUGCAUGUCGUUCAGCUUAUUAAUUGCAAUGGACAUUAAUAUGUUUUUCCAUUGUGCAAAUGUACUUUAGAUAAGUUGGUAAAGGAGAAUAAUGAGCAGGUCUUCAUAUUUAAUUGCAAAGCCUUGGUUUGGAGCGCUUGUUUCUAGAUUCAUUCUGAAAAAAUGAACUAGAAACAUUUUAAAGCCCCAGUUUGUCUUGACUGUAUUUGAGUUCCAUGUUCAAGUACCUGUGGCUUUAUAUCCUCUUAGACGCUUGUACAAUAUACUGCUAUUGUUGUGAAGGAAUUAUUGCAAUGAAUAUUCAGCAUUUGUGAAUAGUGAUGUAAUAUUUGAAGUACUAAAAAUCAAAAUAAUUAUGGUUAUUUUAUAUGAAUAAGAAGAGAUUCAGGUGUUUACAGACAAACCUGGAAGUACAAAAUUGGAAAUGGAGGACCAAACAGAAUGUGUCUGAUCAACCACCCUAUGCAUGUCCAUGUGCCAAUCCAUCAGCCUUGUCAUUCGUAUUCAUAUAUCCCUACCAGCUUCUCAUUGUAGGAGGCAGCUCUACACAAAUAUGUAAAAGGUAGUCAAAGCUGAUGGCAUAAUUAAGGACAGUUAAGGAAUUGUGCAUGCAUUAUUGUCCCAUAUGAAUACCUAAAUGCAUACAUUAUUCUAAAGCUUGCAGAAUGAUCUGUGACAUAUGUGAGUUUUGCAUGCAAGGGCUUGGGAUAAAGAAGUUAGCCUAGGAAAUGCUCUUAGGAAUGCAAGGUUUAGUAUCCCUGAACCAGACCUGGAAACAGUGGACUGUGCCUGACUGUACUGCUCUUCAUGCUGGGUUAUCUUUAAGAAGUGUCCAGAAACUUCAAAUGAUACAAAAUGGGGCAACUAAACUCAGUAACAGCCACAGUAAGCCACAAUAAUAUAAAAUAGUGAAACACAUGUUCUACCUUUAGGUAGUGAUAUUCAUUUAAGACAAGUGUGUAACUCACAGUAUUUAUAUCAUGACACCAUUACAUGCAUUUGGCCUCUCAUUGAUAGACCUUCAUAACUAGGCUACUAAGUUAGGCACAAUACUGAGAAGAUCUUAUAUCCCUGCUUCCACCCCUUCUUGUUGUCGGUUCUAUUUGGGGUACAAUUAAUAGUUUUUUAUUUUUAAAGUCCUAAACAUCAUUGGAUUUAAUUUCAUCCCCUCCAGUCAUGAAAAUCCAUCCAUUCAUUCUUUCUACAUAUAAACUAUUGUAAGACAGUAAAAUAUAAGCAACAUCUAAAAUAUCCACAUUUUAUACUUAAACAAUCAUAAUUACUGAGAAUAAUUAAAAAAACAAUCACGAUGAAUCAUUUAAAUUAAUUAUACUCGGUUAUAUUAAUUGUACAAAGUUCAGCAGAGAACGCCCCCUUAAAGAUGCCCCUCCUUUCCAAGGUUUGUAUGUUGGACAUGUGAGAAAAGGCUUCCUUGCUGUUUCUCAACCUUUGGAAUACCGUCUCAUGUUUGAUCUCUUCCUCCUUCAGCUUUUAGGAAAGGAGUCCAGACUUUUCUCUGUAAUCAGCCCUGUUCUGUCUCAAACAGUUAAUAAUUAGUUCAAAUCAGUGUUGGGAUUCAGCCAGUUUGCACCACUUCGGCAGAACUGGUAGCUAAUUUUUUGUUGGCCAGGCCCAGAAUGGACUUCCAGAAGUGGCAUCCACAUAUUUGUUCACAUAUUUGAAUCCCACCACUGGUUCAGAUGGUUUAAAUCACAUUUUAACUGUUUGUUACUUUUUGAUUGUUAACUUGAGAACCCCCAGGCUACAAAGAGGGAAAAGUUAACAACUACCCUGAUAAUAGGAAAGUCAUGUAACAGCUGCCUGAUUUCAAUUGGACAACACAGACUAGAAAUUUUCUUUUUUGGGGGGUGGGGGAAGAGGAUAGCCAUUGAUAGGGACAUUUCCCCAAUUAACAUUUCAUUCCCAAUGGGAAUCUGUGUGGUCACAGCUGCCAGGAACCACUGGAAUUCAGUAAAGUUUCUGCAAAUAGUCCAUGUGAAAAGCACCAUAGAUAAGUAAUGACAAAAAUUAUGUGAGACUGCCAAAUCUUGGAGUUUUAAGCAAUUAACUACUUUAAAAUUGAAUAAUGAGAAUUAAUUGGGAGGAGAGAUCUUAACAGAUACUUGAGAAGAUUGUGAAUGCGGUUUGAGGCUCCCAUGUUGCUGACCUUGGGUUUAUUCAAUGGUCUUUUAUCAGCUUUUUAUUUCAAUGUAGCAUUUUUUUUAUUAUGGAGAGUUGUUUGUGAGUUAAUGUUGUUUUCUGGUGACUGUCUGGACAAGUCCCUGCCAUUUUCUUGGCAAAGUUUUUCAGAAGUGGUUUACUGCUUCUUCCUAGGGCUGAGAGUGACUGGCCCAAGAUGACCUAACUAGCUUUAUGCCUAAGGCAAAACUACAGCUCACAGUCUCCUAGUUUCUAGCCUGAUGACUUAACCACCGCACCUGGUUCUUGCUGAUCAAGUGUACUGAUUAGCAUAAAAAUAAAAGCUGAGAACAAUCAAUCUAUGGAAACAUCAAAUCCAGUUCUAUACAUAUAAAAUAAUUUAGAUGUGCUCAGCUGCCUGGUGUAAUUUGACACAUUAAUGGGCUUUUGCACUUUUAUUUUGAACACGUAUUUUCAGUCUGCUAUUUUCUGUAUGGAACAAAGUAUAGAAUUGGAAUCUACAACAGGACAAUGGAAGUCCUCAGGACUCCAGUAGUCAACCACUUCAGAUUUGGUUCAGAGCAUUUCUCCCACCUCUUCAGCUGGCACAGAAGGGAGGUUGGGACUAAAAUACAGGUAGUCCUCGAGUUACGAGUGCAAUGGAGCCUGCCCAUUCCACUCGUAACUCGAAAACUCAUAAAGUGAAUCUUGUACCUUGAACAAGAUCACUCCCUUGCUUGUUAAAAUGCAUGUGGCUCAUUAAGCAAAGAUGAGAUAUCUCAGGGUGGGGAAGGCCAUGGAAGGUCUAGUGAUGGAACAGAUCCCCAAGGCCUCCCUGACCCACUAAGAUACUGCAUGCUUCCCCCUCCCUUCUUGCCGUACUGGACUCACCUGGAAAAGAUCCGUCUCUUCUCUGCCAAGUUCCUGCUGCACCUGGAUCUGAGGCUGGGGGAUGCUUCUGCAGCCCCUGCAGCCCGAUCCAGGCUCUGGAGGCCUUUUCCAGGCCGCUGGAACCCAGAUUUGAGGUCAGGGAACACUUCCACACACCCCCAUGGCCCGAUCAGGCCUGGAAAUUGCCUCCAGAGCCCAGAUCGGGCUAUGGUGGGCACGGAAGUGGGCCAUGGGCGACACAGAAGCGGACCACGGGGGGGCACAGAAGCAUCCCCUGGCCUUAGAUCCGGGCCACAGUGGCAUGGAAAACGCCUCUGGAGCCACAGUCCAGCCUCCAGAGGCAUGUGGGAGCAUCCUCCAGCUUCGGUUCCAUUCUCUGUUGCAGAGGCCUAAAGUACCAUGAGAUCAUGUGAGAUCAGUGGUAUGAGAUCUCGCCCCACUGAUCUCACAUGAUCUUGCGUUACUUUAGGCCUCCAUUCUCUGCAAAUGCACCAAAGGCCUGGAGCAGCCAAGAAAGCAAAGGAUCUCAAUCUUCACAGAGUGAGUAUUAAAGGCCUGGUGCCUCGGGAG